GCCACCAUAUUAAAGCCAUGGCCGUCUCAGAGUCUUCCUCCUCCAUGCAACGCUUCAAUGGCGGGUGUUAGGUUGGUGGUUCAGCGGGUCUACCUUUCCAUCUACAACUGGGUCAUCUUCUUGGGAUGGGCGCAGGUUCUGUACUACGCAACCUUGGCAUUGUUGGGCAGUAAUCAUGAGACCGUCUAUGCUGCCGUCGAGCAGCCUCUGCUGUUCGCACAGACCGCUGCUUUAAUGGAGAUUCUUCACUCUAUUGUAGGGUUUGUGAGAUCUCCAAUCUCUGCAACUCUUCCACAAAUUAGUGCAAGGUUGUUUGUUACCUGGGGCAUCUUGUGGAGCUUUCCUGAGACACAUUCUCAUGUUCUUGUUACUUCCUUGGUCCUAAGUUGGUCCAUCACUGAGAUCAUCAGAUAUUCUUUCUUUGGUUUGAAGGAGGCAUUUGGAAUUAUACCUUCCUGGCUCUUAUGGCUUAGGUACAGCACAUUUUUUGUAUUCUAUCCUAUUGGUCUUGUUAGUGAGGUUGGCUUAAUAUACGAUGCCCUACCUUACAUGAAGGCAUCUGAAAGGUACUGUAUUAGGAUGCCCAACAAGUGGAAUUUCUCUUUCGACUACUUCUAUGUAUCUGCUCUUUUAAUCAGUCUCUACAUUCCAGGAUUUCCACACAUGUUCCUUUAUAUGCUCGCCCAACGGAAGAAGGCCUUGUCAAAGGCAAAAAUUGUAUAAUUACUCCACAUGAGCUUCCUAGUCCUGAGUAUCUACUGUAACUGCACGAUGCGCUUAAUGCAGAAGCCAAAAAUGACCUCUAAUAUUUGU
This is a messenger RNA of Phragmites australis (common reed), 813 nucleotides long. Its product is annotated as very-long-chain (3R)-3-hydroxyacyl-CoA dehydratase PASTICCINO 2A. The record is from RefSeq and is a predicted model, not a curated record. NCBI's taxonomy places the organism in Eukaryota, Viridiplantae, Streptophyta, Magnoliopsida, Poales, Poaceae. The transcript has 9 exons. Gene Ontology annotation, molecular function: 3-hydroxyacyl-CoA dehydratase activity. Gene Ontology annotation, biological process: sphingolipid biosynthetic process; very long-chain fatty acid biosynthetic process; fatty acid elongation. Gene Ontology annotation, cellular component: endoplasmic reticulum membrane. Bases 58 to 723 code for a protein of 221 amino acids.